CAACCAACUCUUGACGGACAAAGACCAACAUCUGAACACUCUCAGAGAGGAGGUCACUGCCCAAGCUAAUUUGAUUCAAAAAACAAAAGGGGAAGCUGAAGCCAAAGAGAAAAUGCUGACCGAUAUAAAGGCGGAGUGUUCCAACCAGACAGAUAACCUUCAACAUGAGAUACAGGUUCUGAAAGAGAACGUUGAAACCACAUCUCAGGGUCUUCUUGAUAAAGAGCAGAUGUUACUUGAAGCUCAGAAGGAGUCUUCUGAGCAGACGGGGCUCCUUCAGCAGCAGCUGGCGUCAGUAAAUGCAGAGCUGGACCAAUACAAAGAGACACAAGCUGUAGAAAUCCGAGUGAAAGAGACUGAACAGGCUGCCACUUUCAGAGAAAAGGAGGCUCUGGUUCAGGAAAAAGAAGUACUCGUGGCCAGGAUACUGCAGACGGAGAACAAUCAGAAAGCUCUGGAGAAACAACAUGAAGCUGUGGUGUUUGAGAAGGAUAGACUCGCUCAAGCCACGCAGGCCAUGGAGAGAGACGACAAGGAAGAUGAGAUUCAAAAAUUAAAAGAAUCUCAGAGUGAGAAAGAGAGCCAUAUCCUCAAGGCUGAGGAGAAGCUUCAGAUCCUCCAGACAGAGUUGUGUGCAUUCAACCAACUCUUGACGGACAAAGACCAACAUCUGAACACUCUUAGAGAGGAGGUCACUGCCCAAGCUAAUUUGAUUCAAAAAACAAGAGAGGAAGCUGAAGCCAAAGAGAAAAUGCUGACCGAUAUAAAGGAGGCGUGUUCCAACCAGACAGAUAACCUUCAACAUGAGAUACAGGUUCUGAAAGAGAACGUUGAAACCACAUCUCAGGGUCUUCUUGAUAAAGAGCAGAUGUUACUUGAAGCUCAGCAGGAGUCUUCUGAGCAGACGGGGCUCGUUCAGCAGCAGCUGGACCAAUACAAAGAGACACAAGCUGUAGAAAUCCGAGUGAAAGAGACUGAACAGGCUGCCACUUUCAGAGAAAAGGAGGCUCUGGUUCAGGAAAAAGAAGUACUCAUGGCCAGGAUACUGCAGACGGAGAACAAUCAGAAAGCUCUGGAGAAACAACAUGAAGCUGUGGUGUUUGAGAAGGAUAGACUCGCUCAAGCCACGCAGGCCAUGGAGAGAGACAACAAGGCCUCUCAUAAACUGGAAUCUUUGCUACAGCAUGAGAUGGAGAUAUUGAAAAAGGAGAAGGAGAUACUCUUGAAAGAGAAAGAAAAAGCAGACGAAACCCAAACACUAAAGAAAGACCUACAAGAACAGCUGUCGGCUAAAUCUGAGGCUGCAGAACACUACAAAGCACAGAUGGAGAAGGCCAUGAGCCAUUACAAUGGCAAAAAGCAGCUUCUCCAGGAAAGCCAAGAGGAGGCGAUUAAACUCAAGCAAUCCUUGGAGGUGAAAGAGUGUGAAGUAAAUGAUACUACCAUGGAAAACCAUCUGCUUCAACUUGAUUUGGAUAAGGCCCACACCAACGAGAAAGCACUUUUGAACAAGGUGGCCAGUUUAGAGGCACAGCUGGCGUUUGCUGACCGUAACCUGCGUGCACAGAACAAGUUUCAUGGUAAUGAAGGAAGCUCGCUGACGUCCCUUAACAUGGAGGUUCCCAAUGCACACUCAAGUGUAAACACUAAAGCAAAGGAGAAGAAAGCCAUAAGCUCUGACAGCCUGGACUACAGCUCCAUGGAAGACUCUCUAAACAACACAAGGUAA
Molecule: messenger RNA, 1729 nt
Organism: Trematomus bernacchii (emerald rockcod)
Lineage: Eukaryota; Metazoa; Chordata; Actinopteri; Perciformes; Nototheniidae
Product: nuclear mitotic apparatus protein 1-like
Exons: 3
Coding region: 113-1729 (538 amino acids)
Biological process (GO): establishment of mitotic spindle orientation
Cellular component (GO): spindle microtubule; centrosome; spindle pole
Molecular function (GO): microtubule binding
Source: RefSeq, a predicted model, not a curated record